AUUGAACCCUUCUCUAGCACGCAUACGGAGUACUUUACUCCUAGUGCGAUCUAGAAAAGUUUCCCAAGAUCUAUACGUACAUGACAAGAGAUCUCGACACCCGCUACUAACCUGUGUUGUUGCCGUUGUCCCUCUCAAUAGUCGGUCCUCCCGGCAACAGGUGAUCCGUGCCCCAUGCUCGUGCACGCACUCGGUGGACUGAUUUUCACCAACUGUCACUCCAAGCUAUUGCUUCUAGUCGCGCAUGGACCGCUAUGCACUCAGUCCUGCUAGUCCCAUCGAGUGGGACGGGACAGCAGCAUCUUGGGUCAGAAUUGCCCAUUCUGUGGGCUCGAAGAGCAUCGAAAAGCAUUUGGUCUUUCUCUGGGGUCUCACAACAGGUAGGAUCCGGGUGCCGCCCAGGUGCCAGUCUCAGCAUCUUGCUCAUGCCUCGGACUCUGCACAUAGGACCUUAACCUCGCUGGAUCCAGCUCCGACUUCAGAGACUAGUCGUCACAGGCGAUUCAUGCCUACUCUCUUGGGCUAGUAUCAAGCAAGAAGUUUUAUGCUAAACGUGGUAGGAGUGGGUGUCCUACGAUCUGGACCUGCGCACUGCGCUAGAAUCGACGCCAUUACUACAAAUUCCGGACCUCGUGCGAGGAUCUUGCAACCGAGUCCGACCCCACCAGGAGCCUGGCUAUCUGGCGGGUCUUUAUCAACCUCAAAAACUCAAAUUUCGACCAGGUCUGGACAGACACCGAAGCACAAUAUCGGCGUUAGGCUUAAUAGCCAUGAUGGAAUUUUGUCCAUACCGGCCCAAUCAGUGGCUUACUCCGGUGGAGACAUGAUCCAUGCGUCCCAAAGACUAUUGCAUGGUGCAAUCAAUAUGGUUGGUCAUCGUAGUUCACCAUAUCGACAAACAUUGAUAUAUCCUCAGCUCUGCUGCGGCGCUCCUGAGACGAUACCGACUCGGCAGGUAGGACUUGCUUCAGCAAUACGCAGUGAUGGAUAAUCGUCUUACCCCGCGACAUUCUAGGACCUCGUCGACGAGGUCGCCUAUGCACUCGUUGGACACAAGUGAAGGCAGACUAUCUCCCGUUGCUGAUGUGGAGGUAUCCUCAGGAAAUGAAGACGAGUCGGAGAAAACAGAGAACAUGGAGAAAAAGGAUGUGUGUAGAGGUUCUUUUCCUCCUGCCUUGGAUCUCCGAUGCUGAUCAAAACAGACCAACUCGACAACGGGAAGACCUCACAGCUACCACAGCCACCAUAGCCAACAUGCUCAUUUUCACUGGCAUCACCCCUUCACCUCCAACCGCAACUCAUGGAAUGAAAGUAUUGCUCCAGUAAGAUCACGCAGGAUGUCAAAUGCGCAUGAAAUGCGCCGGCGAAUGUCGCACACUAUGCGGAGGGCGUCGGUGGCCUUGGUUGAUGCCGUGGAGAAGCUUGAUCCCUUGACAGUAACGCAAGGCAAUCCGCUCGGCCUCGAAGUGAACGAAAUACGCAGAGUUUCCUCUGCCGGCUACUCUCCACCCGGUCAAUUCAAUGCGCGCCGGUUUUCUCGCACUUCAGCAAGCCUGGACAUUAUUGAGUCACCAGAACCCGCUAAGACAGUCCCAUCUUCUACUUCGGUUGUGGACUACGUCCGACAGGGAAUGAGUGAAGAAGAGGCCGAAUAUUCCAUCCAACGUCUCGCCGCACAUGAUGACAUUGAACUUUUGUCACCUGCCAAAAGAUUACUCUACCGGUUAUGCCCCAUCCUGGUUGUCGUCACCAUUGCCGCCUACUUCAUCUAUUUUGCCCUGCGUGUUAAGUUCACACGCCAAGCCGAAUCGGCAGCACAUAAAACCUACUGGAUGGCCUGGGCCUUUAUCGUGGUCGAGCUCUUCGUCUCGAUACCGAUGCUGCUGCAUCGUAUGUGGGGUUGGCACGUUGUAGGCCUUCGAAAGCGACCCAGGUUACGACUCGUUGGCGACAAUGUCCCAUCCGUCGAUGUCAUCAUCACCUGCUGCGGUGAGGAUGAUGAUCUGGUGCUCGACACAGCCAAGGCUGCGUGUAACAUCGACUACCCCCCCGAGAGGUUCCGGGUGAUUAUUUGUGACGAUGGCAAGUCCAAAACCCUGCAGGAGAUGACGGAGAAAACGGCCCUCAAUCAGUUCGACAAUCUUUACUACAGAUCACGGCCCAAGUAUCCUGGGGUCCCUCACCACUUUAAGGCUGGUAACUUGAACGAUGCACUGGAAGAGACUGCCAGACUUCCUGGUGGUGCCGCAAAUUUCCUUGCUGCUCUCGACGCCGACAUGAUACCAAUGAGAGACUGGCUGAGAGCUUUGAUCCCACAUAUGCUUCAGGAUCCAAAGUGUUCGAUGGCUUGUCCUCCUCAGCUGUUCUACAAUGUCCCUCCGGACGAUCCGCUGUGCCAAAGCCUUGAUACAUUUGUCCACAUCUCAGAGCCGAUCAAGGACUCAAUGGGCGUGGCAUGGUGCACUGGCUCUGGUUACGUGCUAAGAAGAGCUGCACUGCAGUCCAUUGGAGGAUUUCCCAUUGGAUCUCUCGCAGAAGAUGUUUGCUGUUCUAGUAUGCUUCUCGGGUCAGGCUGGAAUACCGCUUUUAUCCAUGAGCCACUCCAGUUUGGCACAGUUCCCGAUUCACUCACCAGCCAUCUGAAGCAACGUACACGAUGGACGAUUGGCACCGUGCAGACAUCCUUCAAACUGCGAUUCAGUAUCUUCGGGCCCCUCGUUAAACACAUGACAUUUCCUCAGCGCCUCUGUGGAUUUGUGUACACCAUAUCUUCACUCUUUACAAUCUUCCUUGUUAUGUCCAUGUUCACAGCUCCAAUCGUCCUGGUUGCGGGCGGCAAUAUGGUUCCGUACACGACAAUGAACCAACUAAAAUGGCUUAUUCGAGCAAAUUUCUUGACAACUGUCUUGAACCGAGUCAACGAAUUUAUCUCAUAUCUACCAUCAGGCUAUCGAACUGGCCAAAGAGAUGCGCGAGCAAUGAUGUGGAUGGCUCCAUUCCAUGCCUUGUCCGUCAUUCGCACCUUCUUGUUACCCAAAUGGCUUGGUGGCAAAGUCGCCGUCUUUACGUCUUCUGGGUCGCAGAAAGCCGACCUUAAUGAACGAGACCCCAUCCUCCGGGCACCUGUUUGGCGUCGGUUAUGGGUGACGAUCUGGGACUGCCAAUGCUACCUCCAUUUGAUCUAUAUCAUGUUCGUCGUGGCUGCAGUCGGUGUGAGUAUCUACUGGAAUGUGUCUGACCCCGAGAACAACACCGCCAAGGAGAUCUUGCUGUCAUUGCUGACGCAUGCGUUCUGGCCACCCAUUAUCUGGCUGACCUGUGUCCUGUCGUGUUGGGUUCCCAUCAAUUAUGCCCUGUUCCCACCAUCGAUGCCGGAUAGGCAGGACUUGUUGGACAGAGACCCUGUGACUGGGGUGGCAUACCCCAAGGAGGAAUCCAAGAAAACCAAAACUACCUGGGCUGCCUGGGCCUUUGAGGCUCAGAACUCGGGUAUCACGCUGUACAUGACUGUAGUGUUCAUCUUGUCUUUUUGGUUCUGAGCGAACAUGCAUCGGGACGAUUCUUAUUAGCGACUGCCUACUCAGAUUGCUGGUCUAUGACACAAGACUUGUCUACAUUCUUGGAUUCCUUUUGCACGACGUGAUUGAUCAGGCCUUUCAUCAAAGUAAUGCCAUUAGACCUAUCCCGUGGUGCUGCUAUAUGCCUGUCGAUGGGGCCGAAGACGAAGGACAGCCCCUUCCCUUGGCAAGACCGGAGCAACUAACUUAUGACCAGAAGAUUUUUUUUGCUAAUGUUGUUGUCUGAGUCUAAGUCCGAAUUUUGCUCGCGGUUGCCCGCUGGGCAUACACUGAGUUUCGUUAUCAGACCCAUGGCAGGCGUUAGAAAGGCUCAAAAGUGGAGGUCUCUACUUGAAGCCUAUCAAUCAAUCAUUUUGGAACGGUGUCUCCGGAUUUGGAUCAAACUAUUGUCUUCUGGAACCUUUGGCGCACUGGCCUCAAAGCUUUGACCAGGUGGGUAGAGAGCAGAAAGGGUAACGGUAGCACCUUUCUUCAUGCUUCUAAUUCCACAUGGCACCGAAAGCGACCACGUA
Molecule: messenger RNA, 4090 nt
Organism: Exophiala mesophila
Lineage: Eukaryota; Fungi; Ascomycota; Eurotiomycetes; Chaetothyriales; Herpotrichiellaceae
Exons: 4
Coding region: 1338-3539 (733 amino acids)
Source: RefSeq, a predicted model, not a curated record